AUGAACAGACUUGAAUACGAAACGAAUGGGGGGUAUGAUGAAAAAACAAAUAAAUCGUUGCAAUUUGAAAACUUUUCUUUGGAAUCUCAAAGUUUAUUUCAGAGAGAAAGUUUUGAUGGUUUUAGAGCUGAAUUUUCCAAGCCUAUCACCUCAAGUUUGCAAACCUCAUAUUCAUUGCUUUUAGGGACUUCAAAUAUCAAGGGUUAUUCUUAUCAACUUGGACCUUCAUAUCAAAGCCCAUCGAAAAAUACACUUAUUUUAGCUAGAGUUAAUGAUGAAGGAACUGUUAGUGGUCGUUUUUCUCGCUGUUUUGGAAAUAAUAUAGAGGGGAGAAUUUCGGUCAAUUCAAGCUUAUCAGACGAAAAUAAAAAUAUGAGUGAAGCUUCCAUUGAUUAUAAUGGCAAAGAAAGCAGUUAUUCGCUAAAAGUUGCAUAUCAAGGCAUUUUUUUGUUAAAUGGACUUUUUUCCCAAUUGAUUACAAAUAAACUACAAUUAGGUGGUGAGCUAACUUGGAUUACAGCUAACAACUCCUCAAUAAUGUCUGUGGGGUCAAGAUAUUGCCAUGGGAAAAAUAUUUUCUUUAAUCAAAUUAUAAGACAACCAGAUUUCAGUAGUCCAGGAAAAAUUUUGUCAAAUAUUCACUCGCUCAGGUCCUCUUUCUAUAGAAAAGUAAGUGAUCGAUUGUCCUUAGCAAGCGAAGUAGAAGUAUCAAUACCAAAUUAUGAGUCUAAAUUGCGCUUUGGGUAUGAAUACUUGUUCAAAACAGCAAGAAUCCAAGGGAUGAUAGAUACAUGUGGGAAAAUAUCACUACAGUGUUUAGAUAACAAAGGAUUUGGUAUUUCUGGCGAAAUAGACUACAUAAGAAAUGAUUACAAGUUUGGAUUCAUGAUGCACUUUUUUCCAAAUGAAAAAGACGAUAAAAUAGAUUAA
Molecule: messenger RNA, 930 nt
Organism: Cryptosporidium ubiquitum
Lineage: Eukaryota; Apicomplexa; Conoidasida; Eucoccidiorida; Cryptosporidiidae
Product: mitochondrial import receptor subunit TOM40
Exons: 1
Coding region: 1-930 (309 amino acids)
Biological process (GO): protein import into mitochondrial matrix
Cellular component (GO): mitochondrial outer membrane translocase complex; mitochondrial outer membrane
Molecular function (GO): transmembrane protein transporter activity
Source: RefSeq, a predicted model, not a curated record